ACAUAAGGGCUAUUUAUGGCCAUUUCUCUAGCAAACAAUAAAGAACAAGUUGAAAAGAAAAUGGAACGAGCUACGAAAGAAAUUUCAAUGAUCAAAAAAUGGCUAAAUCAACACCAGAAAUUAUAUACAGCAGCCACAAGACACCCAUUUACUCUUAGCAUCCGUGAUGGCUCUGUUGACCUCUCUGCCUUCAAGCGAUGGCUGGGGCAAGAUUAUAUAUUCGUUAGAGCCUUUGUCCCUUUCGUAGCAAGUUUACUGCUGAAAGCUUGGAAGGAGUCGGAUGAUGAUUCAGACGUAGAGGUCAUUUUAGGUGGUAUUGCUGCGCUGAACGAUGAGAUAUCAUGGUUCAAGAGAGAAGCGUCUAAGUGGAGUGUUUCGCUGUCUAGUAUUGUCCCUCAAAAGGCUAACCUGGAAUAUUGCAGAUUUUUGGAAAGCUUAACGAGCCCUGAAGUAGAAUAUACAGUUGCUAUUGCAGCCUUUUGGGCAAUUGAAGCUGUCUAUCAAGAAAGUUAUGCCCAUUGUUUAUCUGAUGGCUCUAAAACCCCAGAAGAACUAAAAGAGACUUGUCAAAGAUGGGGCAAUGAUGGUUUUGGUCAGUAUUGCCGUUCUCUUCAAAAUAUAGCUAAUCGUCGUCUUGAGAAGUCACCAGAAGAUAUCGUUUCAAAAGCUGAGGCAACGGUUAUACGUGUUCUGGAGUAUGAAGUUGAGUUUUGGAACAUGAGUCGUGGGGAAACCUGAGUGCCUCUUGCUUCCCACCACAUUCAUGUACAGAGACGUUUCAAGUUGUGCGACGCCAACAUUUUCACUCAGACGAUAUGUUGUACUCUAUAUGGAAAAAAUGUGAAAGUGCUUCUAGCAAAGAAUUGUUACAUUGGCAUGUUUUGGCUUCAUUAACAAGAAAUGUUUUUAAUCCGA
Lycium barbarum (goji berry) is the source of this 915-nucleotide messenger RNA. RefSeq names its product probable bifunctional TENA-E protein. Bases 16 to 738 code for a protein of 240 amino acids. The record is from RefSeq and is a predicted model, not a curated record. Lineage: Eukaryota; Viridiplantae; Streptophyta; Magnoliopsida; Solanales; Solanaceae. The transcript is spliced from 3 exons. Gene Ontology annotation, cellular component: cytosol.